Messenger RNA from Doryrhamphus excisus (bluestripe pipefish), 5866 nucleotides. Lineage: Eukaryota; Metazoa; Chordata; Actinopteri; Syngnathiformes; Syngnathidae. The record is from RefSeq and is a predicted model, not a curated record.
GGGGUGGACAGGCCACAGUCGGAGGAGGGGCUCCAGGUGACAUCAGCCUGGACAAAGUGGCGGUGAGUGGCCGAGGAGCCAGAGAGGGACAUGUGGACAUACCGGUACGUCCAGGUGGUCCGGUACGUCCAGGUGGUCCGGUACGUCCAGGUGGUCUGGUACGUCCAGGUGGUCUGGUACGUCCAGGUGGUGAUCCGGUGUCCAGGGAGAGGAGACGUGGAUUAGGCUUCCUGAGGGACAGGCAGGCGUCCACGUCGUGUCCUUGUGGCCGCACACUGCUCCGUGUCCCCACGUGGAAAGCACAAGGACGUGACAGAUGGGCCGGUCACAGGGCAAAGGUCACGCUGACAAGGACUCACCACUGCGGCCGUGGGCGACGUCCAGGCAAGAGAGGGGGGAGGGGGAGGCGCCGGCAUCACAAGAGGACUCCAGAGGGUCAAGAGACACCCGGGAACACUCGAUGAGGAUGUCAUGGACCUCGUAGCGCCGCCACCUGACAUAUGGAAAAAGAACCUUUCAGAAUAAAAGCACGUCAAAGCAUGGAUGACAUCAGUGCCAGAAGACUCACUUGGACGGAUCCAGUUCCAGGUCUUGAGUGCCGCUAACCAACUCCGGAUGAACUCUGACCUGCUCCAACAUGGGCUGACACAGGCGACGUCCAAAUGAGUCUCCAUGAAGACACGCCCACACCCAAGAUGUCACCCUGUCCCCGUUCGCUCAGGACUCUUACGGUCCUUUCUGGUCUCAUGUGGCGCCCCCACUCACAUCCAGCAUGUCCCAAACAUUCAGGGUCUUACAAUCUACAAUAGUCCCAGCGGGUCUACAGUAGUCUAUAUGUGGGACCCAGCAGGUCUACAGUAGUCUAUGUGGGUCCCAGCGGACCUACAGUAGUCUAUGUGGGUCCCAGCGGGUCUACAGUAGUCUAUAUGUGGGUCCCAGCGGACCUACAGUAGUCUAUAUGUGGGUCCCAGCGGACCUACAGUAGUCUAUGUGGGUCCCAGUGCGUCUACAGUAGUCUAUGUGGGUCCCAGCGGGUCUACAGUAGUCUAUAUGUGGGUCCCAGCGGACCUACAGUAGUCUAUAUGUGGGUCCCAGUUGACCUACAGUAGUCUAUGUGGGUCCCAGUGCGUCUACAGUAGUCUAUGUGGGUCCCAGCGUGUCUACAGUAGUCUAUGUGGGUCCCAGCGGACCUACAGUAGUCUAUGUGGGUCCCAGUGGACCUACAGUAGUCUAUGUGGGUCCCAGUUGACCUACAGUAGUCUAUGUGGGUCCCAGUUGACCUACAGUAGUCUAUGUGGGUCCCAGCGGACCUACAGUAGUCUAUGUGGGUCCCAGUGGACCUACAGUAGUCUAUGUGGGUCCCAGCGGACCUACAGUAGUCUAUGUGGGUCCCAGUGGACCUACAGUAGUCUAUGUGGGUCCCAGUGGACCUACAGUAGUCUAUGUGGGUCCCAGCGGACCUACAGUAGUCUAUGUGGGUCCCAGCGGACCUACAGUGGGUCUACAGUAGUCCAUGUAGACAACUUCAACUGACCUUGACCACCUUGUGGAAGGUGUCCAGGUUCUCCUUCAUGCUGUAGUGGAGUCUCAGGUAGGAGAUGAAGUUGCAGGGGAACAUUCCAUAAAGUCGGUGGAAGAGCGAGUAGAUGCUGGCAUGCAGGUGGACAAGAUGGCUGACAUGGGCGUGGCCUGUGGAGAGAGCAGACAACCAAUCAGAAUCUUCCCCUGAACAUUUCGUACCGGAUGGAAAGCAAGGCGCCACCAGGGUUCUUCAGGCUCCAGGAAGCCAAGCGUCCAAAGACGUCAAAGAAGUCAUAGAUGUGGCGUUUGGCGGCGUGAGGGAUCAUGGGGAGCAGCGUGAUGAGCACCAGGACUCCAGGGAUGAGAACCAGCACGUCACCGUCACUCUGACACACAAGAUAAGACUUAGUGGUCUGCCAGCAGACCCCGUUACACUCACGUGUCAGCACCUUGAGGCAUCGCAGCAACGACGUCAGCAGUGGGGAGCAGCUGACGUGGUGAACCCAGGGUGGCUGCUGGCUGAUCAUGUGACCCAGCAGGGUGACGGCGGCCAAUCGGCUGGCUGGCCUGGAAAGGACUUCAUUGAGUUUGUCCAGCAGGGGCUGAGGACACACACGACACGACCUCAUCAUGUCACCACCACCGGUGGAUGCGCCCAAAGGGGUGGAGCUGUGCUUGGAGGCCCCUCCCACAAGACAUCAACGUGCCAAUGAGAAGGAGAGAAGCGCGUGUGAGACCUUGUGGAGAGGUUCUCUGAUGGAGGACAGCAGCUUCACAGCUUGACCGGAUGAGGAGUUCAAGUAGAAGUCCACCAGGCUCCCGAGGACAGCGCCUCCUCUGUCUGACAGGACACACAGCAGAUCAGUGGACAAGGUCACACGGGGCGGGGGUGGGGUUCAAAGUGUGUCUGAUGUAUGAUCUGGUGAACGCCACAGAUCCAUUUGGUUUAUGUGGAGACUCUUAUUUUGAAAACUUUGUGUAAUGCUAUUCUCUCUGACAUUCCCCUCAGCCCUCGCCGCAGAUAGCUUGCAGGCCUGUGAAACAGCGACCCGCCUCACCUGAAUUCAACUGAUGGCUGAUGGCUACUCUGACUUGCUCCGCCUCCUGCAGAUCUGAACUGUCCAAUGAGAGCAAGAGCUCACUGGUACUCUGCUCCUUGGACAUGGUGGACGCCUGCAUUCACGCGCGCACACACACACACACACCUUACAAUCAAGGUGAACAAUAAAACAUGGCUGACAGGUGACAUGGGUCAGGUUCAUUCACAUGACAAGAAAAUACAACCCAAAUAAAGUCAACAUGAAUGACGUCCAAUAGAAUCAACAACACUAUGUACUCGACUGGCGGGUAAAGGCUGCCAUUUUGUGUCACAUAUACUAGCGUCGUGAAAUCGGUGAGAUUGCGGCAACAUGCAGCUUUGCGUGAAAGGCGCCGCUGCCACGGAGUGACGCAACAGAGGAACGUCCAAUCAAAUUAUUUUUCGCUGACGCUAGCCAAUGUGGUGACGUCACGUGGACGAUACACAUGCUCGGUUAUCUAAGCUAGCCGAGCUACCGUGCUAACAGCUGUCCGGUUCGGUCUUCGCCAGGUUAGCUUGCUCGGAGCCAACCCGUCCGCCGGCCCGUAAGACGCCGUUAACGUCCAGCGUACGUUGAACAGAGACGGCAAAGAAAAGAGCGUAAACGUUUGAAGCCUGGACAAGUUUUACCUUCAGACGCGUUGAUCCGAGCAGGGCGCCGCCAUGUUGACUCACCAGUCCCGCCUACCGCAGCGACACGACACCUGCCCCUGUCAAUCAAUGUCACGAGGCGUUCAGGGAAGACAAAAGUUGAAAUGUCGUCUUCUUUAUGAUCGAGGUUCAGGAAGAGCGAAGUGAUACGAAGGCAUUCCAGUUGAAAUACUUAAAAUAUUAUAUAAAAAAUAUUUACAACAAAAUACAAAUACAUGAGAAGUUUAUAGUCAAACGAUGACGCAAUAAAGGUUCGAAUAAGCCGUGAGAACUGGAGAAUGCUGACUGUGGUUCAGUAAAGUGGACUCGGUGUUUGCACGUUGAGAUAAAGUCACUGAGCAGCUGUGUUCCUUCUCACGUCCCUGCCGUGCCACGGAAGCGGAAGUACACGAACACAAACUUCACCAAAUCAAUCUUGAAACCAUCACUAAUGAAGAAGAUGACGUCACCACCCUACGGAUGCUGUGCCAUACAAUCACGUGUGUAUUCUGCCACACGGGAGGACCUCUUGUCUUGAUGGGACCCGCUGGUGGUGCGUUCAGGGUCGCAGCCGGGCGGUGCUCAGGGCGGCUAUAAAAGCCGCAGCUGAUUGGCUGACCGGAGCGAGGAGAAUGAAGAUGACGCUGAUGCUGGCGACGCUGAUGAGCGUCACUUUGAGUGCGAUCUCAGCCGCAAAGCUGGGGGUGGUGCAGACCGAGGGGGGACAGGUGCAAGGGGUGAGUAAGAGCAUGGGACUUUUCAGGACUGUGGACGUCUUUAAAGGGAUCCCCUUCGCUGACACCCCUGGACUGUGGGAGAAACCCAAACCUCAUCCGGGAUGGAGCGGUAACGCCAACCUCGACCCUUCCUUCGUGUGUCAUGAACUACUCUCAACCACUGCUGCUGAUGCUGUCCCUGGUCAUGUGACCUUCAUCGUUACUCCUGCUAUUCUCCUCGAGGAGAAUAGCAGGAGUAACGAUGAAGGUUAUGGAUCCAUGUACCACUUCCUCUACCGCCUUCCUCCUCUUCAGUACGCCAUGUCCUUUAGCCGCCUGAACGUGCCCCUUCCUCCUGGCGUGUUGAAGGCUAACAAAUAUGCAGAGCGCUGCCUUCAGGUGACGCUGUUGCAGACGAAAACCCGAGGCAGCCAUGAUUGUCUCUACUUGAACAUCUUCGUUCCUCAGGGACUCACAGUGUCGUCCAACCUGCCCGUCAUGGUGUACCUGUUUGGCGGCGCCUUCCUGUUGGGGGCGUCCAACGACUUGGCCAUCCUGGGAGACUCGCUCUACGAUGGCAAAGAAAUGGCCGACAGAGGAAACGUCAUCGUAGUCACGGCCAACUACCGAGUCGGAACGCUCGGCUUCCUCAGCAGCGGAGACGCUCGACUGCCAGGUAACUACGGGCUGUGGGAUCAGCACGCCGCCAUCUCGUGGGUGCGGAGGAACAUCGCGUCCUUCGGAGGGAACCCUGACAACAUCACCAUCUUCGGCCAAUCGGCCGGCGCCGCCAGCGCCAGCUUCCAGAUGCUGUCCCCCCACAGUAAAGGAUUAUUCCGCCGAGCCAUCACUCAGUGCGGCGUGGCGCUGAGUCCGUGGGCGCUGCAGAGGAACCCCAUGGGGCUCACCAAGAAGAUCGCCCGCAAGGUGGGCUGUUACCGUAGCGACGAGGACAUGAUGCUGGCGUGUCUGAAGAUGAGCGACCCCGUGGGGCUCACCAUGGCGGGAAAGAUCGACAUCCUUCUCAUGCUGGGCAAAGGCGUCGUCAUGGACCUUCUGGAACUCGCCCCUGUGGUGGACGGCGACUUCCUUCCCGAGCAUCCCAGUCGACUGUUUCGCAACGCGGCGGACGUGGACUACAUGGCCGGCAUCAACUCCAUGGACGGACACAUCUUUGCUGGCGUCGACGUUCCCUCCAUCAACAAGAGGAACGCCAACACCACCGUAGAGGACGUCAGGGGUCUCCUGGCCGGCCUGACCAAAGAAAAAGGAAACGCGGCUGUCGGCUCGGCUUUGAGCGUCUACUCCGCCCACUGGGGUUCCAUCCCGGAGCCAGCGGUGGUGAAGAAGACGGUGGCAGACAUUGAGACGGACUUCUUGUUCCUGGUCCCAACUCAGACCGCCCUUCAACUCCACGCCAACCACAGCAGUGGUGCCCGUACCUUCUCCUACCUGUUCAACAUGAAGACUCGUAUACCAGGAUUCCCUGGCUGGGUGGAGGCGGAGCAUAGUGAGGACCUGCAGUACUUGUUUGGGAAACCUUUCUCCACCCCCCUGGUCUACUUCCCCAGACACAGAGACCUGUCCCGCUACAUGAUGGCAUACUGGACCAACUUUGCCAAGACGGGGAACCCCAACCUGGGAGACAGUAAAGUCCCGGUCCAGUGGCCCCCUUUCACCACAACUCACCGGCCCUUCCUGACCAUCAACCACCGGAUGAGCAAGUCCUCAGUCAGCUACGACCUGAGACGCGACUACGUCACCUACUGGACCAGCACGUACGCCCGCCUGCCGCAGGUGCAGGGAAGCAGGAAGACCAGCUAGGCUUCAUCAAAUAAAACCGUUAGCAGGAUCCACCUGUCCCACGUCUAGGAUCUACAAGACGUCUUUCAAAAUAAACUUUCUUUUAAUUUGAAAAAGA